Molecule: messenger RNA, 661 nt
Organism: Brassica oleracea var. oleracea
Lineage: Eukaryota; Viridiplantae; Streptophyta; Magnoliopsida; Brassicales; Brassicaceae
Product: neurofilament heavy polypeptide-like
Exons: 1
Coding region: 97-516 (139 amino acids)
Source: RefSeq, a predicted model, not a curated record
UGUUCAGUCCUCGGGUCAACAAUAAAAUCUUGUGUAAUUUUUUCACUUUGCACAGCCUAAGCCCAACCAAAACAACAACAAAAAGAAAACUAAAUAAUGGGUGGUUGUGCGAGUAGACCCAAGGAAUCAGACAUGAACAACGAAGAAAGCUCUGUUCCUAACAAGCCUGUUUCUGAAACCGUUGUACAGGAAAACAACACAGAAGAAAGCAGUGAGAAACAGAACCAGACAGAGACUGAAACAACUUCUGUCGAACCUAAAGAAGCAUCUGAGGUCGAGCCGACCAAGGAAACAUCUCCUGCUGCUGAGCCAGAGGUUGCAGCGGCCGUGGAAGAGUCAUCUUCUGCUGGUAAGGCUGCAGCACCUGAGAAUGUGGCUGCAACAGAAAACGCUGAAGCAGCGGUGGAGGCGGUUGUCGUUGCUACACCGGAAAAGGUUGAGUUUGACGUGGAAACCACGAAAACGGCCGAGGCUGAACCGGUUAAAGAAGAGAAAGAAGCGGUUGUCGCUGUUUGAUUGAUUAAAUCCGUGAGAAUAUUUUGAAUGUUGUUGUAUACCACUUUGAUUUGAUUUGCUACUAACUGAUUUAAUCGGCUUCGUUUGUUCUUUGUAUUUCACAAUGAUUAUUCUUUGAUUCAGUUAAAUAUAAAUCAGUUUUGCU